Molecule: messenger RNA, 1504 nt
Organism: Hemibagrus wyckioides
Lineage: Eukaryota; Metazoa; Chordata; Actinopteri; Siluriformes; Bagridae
Exons: 4
Coding region: 133-1041 (302 amino acids)
Source: RefSeq, a predicted model, not a curated record
CUCUGCUGGAGGCGGAGUUAGGGACGGCGCCAUUUUGUUAUACGGAAAGAAAAGCGCGCCGAAGGACACUUCUUUUCAAGAGCCCUAGCUCUAGUCUUCUUAUCUGUAGAAUUAAAUAUUCUAGGAUAAGGAAUGGCCAGCUCUGAAUUUACAUAUAAACUGACCGAUGAGGACAUAAAAAAUCUGAUACGGCUGCGGACCACAAACGCACUGCUGUUUACCAGGAAAAGAAAUGCAGCCAAGGCAGCCUGGAGCGCAAUUAUUAGGGAGUUGGGUUUGGACGACAAGGUAACAGUGGAGCAGAUUGCCAAGAAAUGGGAAAACCUAAAGCUAAAAUACAAGGAAAUAAAAUAUCCUCCUCCUGGAAUGGAGGCAGUCGCAAGAUCCUCACAGUGGAGAUGGUUUAAACUCCUGGAUGAAGCAUUAAAGGAUGAGUUUUCUCCUGACGACAGCUUUCACUCAAUGACAUCAUCGGCAGGCGACGAUGACUGUGGCCCACAGACCAGCAAGAGGAUAUGCCAGGUGAAAGUAGGAAGUGAUGUAUUAGAGCUUCUGGUGGAUGAUGACAGUAUAACACGGGUCGGAGACUCAGGACCGACCGUGCUGAGCCAGGAGAGGCUGCUGGGAGAGGAGAACCCGACAAUGCUGUCAGGCCUGGACAGCGAGCGGGCCAGAUUAGCCCAAGAGCGACAGCUUCUCGAAAAGGAGCUUGAAGAGCUGGAUAGAGAAAGACUGGUAUUAGAGAGAGAGAAGGAUCUGGCUGAUCGUGAGAAGCUGGCGCUCCAGAGAGACCGGGCGCAGUUGGAGAAGGACAGGGCGGCCGUAGACAGAGACAGAGCGUCGCUGGAACAGGACAGAGCCCGUCUGGAGAAAGACAGGGCAGCGUUAGAGAGGGACAAGGCGGCACUUUUGAGAGACCGAGAGACUCUGAAAACCGAGAACCAAGGCAAAAACUCUACCGACUGCAGUCUAGACACUCCUCAUGAGAAAAACAGAGAGAAAUUAAUUCUCCUGUUUGAGAGAUUGAUUGAAAAGUUUUGAGAUUACAGCUGAUCUGGUGUUAUCAGAGGUUAAAGUGGUUUUUUUUUUUUCCAGUUUAUUUCCAAUUUUGUUCAAAAAACCUUUUUCUACCUAAGCAGAUUUAUAAAUGUUCCAAAUCUUUUUUGGGUUGAUCUCUAAAGCAAAUAUCACUAUUAUUCCACUAUGAAAUAACAAUCAAGCAGCAGUGAUUUACAACUUUUUUUUUUUUUUUGGAGAAGUGGCCUACUGUAACAUAUCCGAUAUGACUUACCAUCAUGUUUGCAUUGUGUUGCUACUUGUAAAUUUCAUUCCAGGGAAAUUAACUGUUUAUAAAAUCUGACUCUGUCAGAUUAUUUACAUGUAUAUGAAUGAAAAUAUUACUUGCUGAUUGUUUGCUUUUUUGAUCCUUUGUUAAGGACAAAUAUCAGAAGCUUUAUUGUAAAUAUAAAAGAAAUUACAGUGUUUGGAAUAAAUCAGUUGUAUG